UUGCAGACUAUUAGCAUUAGCGCCACUGUGUAAGCCGGCUCCGUGUCCCCAUCAUUCGCCACUACCAUUUUGGCGGCAAAAUUUCUCCAUUUAUGCGAAAGCUUUGGAGCUUCCAUUUUGAAUUUCUCGUCGUCUUCUUCAUUGGAAAAGAAGCUUUUUCAGGAAGCGAUAGAGUAAUUCUGAUGGAAGGAAGUAAAGGCGAAGCGGUAUUCGAUUCACUGAAUCUGAAUCCACAGCUCUUCAUUAAUGAAGCUCUCAAUAUUGUAGACGAUUUAGUUGAUGACGCUUUCGGUUUCUAUCAAUCACAAGCAUCAGCGACCUUGAAGACCGAGGGCUCGGAUCGAUCCCAGGAUCUUACCCUGGGAAUAUCGCGAGUCCGAGCGUUGGUUCAAUUGGGUCUGGAUAAGCGGUUGGCCAUGUGGGAGAAGUACUGUCUCAAUCACUGUUUCUCAGUACCUGAAGGUUUCUCUUUACCAUCAAAUGAUGAUUCACCUGGUGUCACUUCAAUAAGUCAUGACUAUGACGUGGGUCUGGAUACAGAGCUAGAUUUUUUGAGGAAUAAGCUCUCUGAGGUCAGAAAAGAGAAUAUUGUAUUGAACCAAGAGCUACAAGCUUUGGAAAGGCAAACUGCUACCAGUAACUCCCAAAUCAAUCAUUUCAACGAAGCAUUACAAUUAUAUGAGCAAAAUUCUGUGAAUGAAAUGUUCCAGGAAAUGAUGGGAACUGCAUCGGAGCUGCGAGCGAAAAUAGGAAAGCUGAAGAAAAGGAGGAUGGAGGAAUCCAAGCUGACUAAAGUAGAGAAGGUUCAUACAAACGGGGACAUCUCUCACUAUCAUAAUGGUUUAUCUAAUGCUAAGCUGGAUGACAUUAAAAUUUUUUUAGAUGAUUUGAAGACCCUUUGAAGUAUUUCAUUAUGACAUCAACCUUACUGUAUAUGGUGCUUGCUGUGAAACUUGUCACUACGAGUUCUUCAAUGUUUAAACUUGAUUUAGCUGUUGGGAGAUAUUCUAAACCAAAUUUGUAUAAUAUUUCGUUUGGAUUGAUGACUAUCCUUAGCUCUCUCCUUAAGAGUUUGCAGAUGGGCCAUGAGUAGGUGUUGGCUCAAUCCUAUAAAUUAUUAUGGUUCGUUUCAGAAGCUUCUCUUUUGUUU
This is a messenger RNA of Benincasa hispida (wax gourd), 1150 nucleotides long. It is a transcript of the gene MIS12, whose product is annotated as minichromosome instability 12 (mis12)-like protein. Lineage: Eukaryota; Viridiplantae; Streptophyta; Magnoliopsida; Cucurbitales; Cucurbitaceae. Gene Ontology annotation, cellular component: nucleus; MIS12/MIND type complex; chromosome, centromeric region. Gene Ontology annotation, biological process: kinetochore assembly; mitotic cell cycle; mitotic sister chromatid segregation. The record is from RefSeq and is a predicted model, not a curated record.